UCACGUACACUUCCCUCCAAAUCUGAAAUCUCCAUCCUGCUUCAACUGUUCCACAUUUUCUCUCUCUAAAAAAAACUCUCUCUCUCUACCUAAUGCCACCACAAUCCGAUCUGACGAACACAGUUUCCGCCGACGGCGACAGCUGCCAAAGCUUCUCACAGUCAAAUGAAGAAGCUGAUGUCGAUCCUCCUCCAGAUCAUGAUCUCCCGCCGGAGUCUUUCUGGAUCCCCAAAGAACACGAACUCGAUUGGCUCAAUCGCAAUGCCUUCAUCGAACGCAAGGGCUCAACAAAGGCCACUCUCAACCUCACUACCAAUUCAUCUUCUCAAAGGCCAUCUCCGACUCUUGAAUCCAAACCGUCCAUCAUCAGACUCCCCAAUUCUUGCUUCGCCUGCGGGAAGUUCCGGAGGCCGGAAAAUGUCCGGCUGUUUCGAACCCGGUCUGAGCCGAAUGGAAAACCGGUUGUUCAGGUGGCCGAACCGGGUUCUCCGAGAGUUUCGUGUAUGGGGAGGGUUGGGUCGAAGAAUGGUAGAGGGAACAGAACCGGGUUUUGGACGAGUCUAAAGGAAGUUUUUCGAACCCGGUUUCAAGCAAACCGGGCGGCGAAUUAUUUGAGGAGAACCGAGUUGGCUGAACCGGAGAUGAGACAGGUUGGGAAGCGGUUGGGGUCUGGUAUGAGGUCAGAGUCGUGGGGUCGGCGAUGACAUCAUCGGAUGUGUGUGUAUACACGUGGAGAAAUCUAGAUGGUCAAUCAUAGGGUCCCAUUUAAUUCUAAAUUGAUCCAAGCCGACAAUUGUUGGGUGGGUAUGGACCUAGAUCCUCUCCAAUACUCUUUUCUUUUUUU
This is a messenger RNA of Cornus florida, 844 nucleotides long. RefSeq lists its product as uncharacterized. The record is from RefSeq and is a predicted model, not a curated record. Lineage: Eukaryota; Viridiplantae; Streptophyta; Magnoliopsida; Cornales; Cornaceae. The coding region runs from base 93 to 704 and encodes 203 amino acids. The transcript has a single exon.